AUGGAUUUCGACUUAGAUCCAACUUUAAAAGAGUUGAUCCAACAAGAUACGCUAAAGUGGAUAUUUGUGGGAGGUAAAGGAGGAGUCGGCAAAACCACUACAUCAUCGUCAAUCGCCGUGCAACUAGCAUUGCAACACCCGGACUCGGAGUUUUUGCUAAUUUCUACUGAUCCAGCACACAAUUUGUCAGAUGCAUUUUGCCAAAAGUUCGGCAAAGAUGCUAGAAAAGUUGAAGGUUUGCUGAAUUUGUCAUGCAUGGAAAUCGACCCUGAAGCUGCCAUGAGCGACUUGCAACAACAAGCUCAGCAAUACAACAACGACCCCAACGACCCUUUGAAGAGCAUAAUGAACGACAUGACUGGGUCGAUACCUGGUAUCGAUGAAGCCUUGUCGUUUAUGGAAGUCUUGAAACACAUCAAGAACCAAAAAGUUGGUGAAAAUGACAGCAAGGACAAGAUCUCGUAUCGAACAAUCAUCUUUGACACUGCUCCCACGGGACACACGUUGCGUUUCCUACAAUUGCCUUCCACCUUGCAGAAAUUGUUGGGCAAAUUCCAGCAAUUAUCGGGCAAAUUGGGGCCCAUGAUGAGCAUGUUGGGCGGCGGAGCCGGAGGACAACAGGAUAUGUUUGAAAAAUUGAACGAAGUGCAGAAAAACGUUGCCGAGGUGAAUGAACAGUUUACCGACCCUGAGUUGACUACAUUUGUCUGCGUUUGCAUUUCAGAGUUUUUGUCGCUUUACGAAACGGAAAGAAUGAUUCAAGAGUUGAUGUCGUACAAGAUGGACGUCAACUCCAUCGUGGUCAACCAAUUGCUCUUUGCCGAGGACGACGAACACCCCUGUCUGAGAUGCGUAAGCAGAUGGAAGAUGCAGAAGAAGUACUUGGACCAAAUGGCCGAACUUUACGAAGACUACCACUUGGUCAAGAUGCCCUUAUUGGGGACUGAAAUCCGCGGGGUUGAAAAUUUGAAAAAGUUUUCCAAGUUCUUGUUGGUGCCCUAUGAUCCAAAGAAAGACCGUGGUCUCAUCACCGAGAUGAAAGAGCAGUAG
Messenger RNA from Lodderomyces beijingensis, 1050 nucleotides. The record is from the annotation of a GenBank genome assembly. NCBI's taxonomy places the organism in Eukaryota, Fungi, Ascomycota, Pichiomycetes, Serinales, Debaryomycetaceae.